Molecule: messenger RNA, 1276 nt
Organism: Phoenix dactylifera (date palm)
Lineage: Eukaryota; Viridiplantae; Streptophyta; Magnoliopsida; Arecales; Arecaceae
Product: chloroplast envelope quinone oxidoreductase homolog
Molecular function (GO): oxidoreductase activity
Source: RefSeq, a predicted model, not a curated record
UAAUUAUCUCCGAACCAAACUCCUCUCUCUCUCUCUCUCUCUCUCUCUCUCUCUCUCUAACCUUUCUUCCAUGGCCGGGAAAGUCAUGCAGGCGGUCGAGUACGCCGGUUACGGCGGGGGAGUUGCCGGCCUGAAGCAUGUCAAGGUUCCAAUUCCUUCACCAAAGAAAGAUGAGAUUUUGUUAAAGCUGGAAGCAACAAGUAUAAAUCCAGUUGAUUGGAAAAUUCAGAAAGGAAUGCUUCGACCAUUUUUGCCAUCCAAAUUUCCCUUCAUACCAUGUGCUGAUGUUGCAGGAGAAGUUACUGAGGUAGGUCCUGGAGUGGGCUCCUUUAAAGCAGGUGACAAAGUCGUUGCCAUGCUUAACUUUCAGAAUGGUGGCGGGCUCGCCGAGUUUGCUGCAGCGCCAGUGGCCCUUACAGUCAGUAGGCCUUCUGAAGUAUCUGCAGCUGAAGGUGCCAGCUUGCCUACAGCUGCUGUUACUGCCCUCCAGGCACUGAAGUCUGGUGGGACCAAGUUCAAUGGUGCUAAUGGGCCAUCAAAUGUCCUGAUCACUGCUGCCUCUGGUGGUGUGGGACAUUAUGCUGUCCAGCUUGCCAAGCUUGCAAACCUCCAUGUGACGGCUACCUGCGGUGCUCGUAACAUAGAGCUUGUGAAGAGUCUAGGUGCAGAUGAGGUGCUGGACUACAAGACUCCAGAUGGUGCAAGCUUGAAGAGCCCAUCAGGCAGGAAAUAUGAUUCAGUGAUCCACUGCGCUACCGGCAUUGGCUGGUCCACCUUUGAGCCUAAUUUGACUACUAAUGGAAAGGUCAUCGACAUAACUCCGACUUUCAAGAGUAUGGUUGCUUUUGUCUUAAAAAAGGUGACCUUCUCCAAGAAGCAGCUGGUGCCCUUGCUAUUAGCGCCAAAGGGGGAGGACUUGAAGUUUGUGGUAGAUUUGGCGAAGGAAGGUAAGCUCAAGACAGUGGUGGAUUCAAGGCAUCCUUUGAGCAAAGCAGAGGAGGGUUGGGCUAAGAGCAUAGAUGGUCAUGCUACAGGGAAAAUCAUCGUGGAAAUGUGAACGAUCUUCAAGCAUUGAUGCCUCCAUACAUCUAUAGGAAAAUAUGAGGACUGUGUGGUUGCUGUUGUCAUUUGAAGCUGUUGUUCUAUUGUAUGUGUGGUGCAGGACUAGUUUAGAGACUCUUGGUUCUUGCAUGUAUCAGUAACUGCAUACUAUUUCUGAAAGACGGGCCUUGCUUCAUCAAUUUCAGGCUUAAUAAAUUAUUAAUUUGGCUGAAAA